GUUUAACUGUUUAUCUAGUCCAACCCAAAGCUUGCAACAAUACCCGCCACUCGCCGUUAAGGAGAGUAAGAAGAAGAAUACUUCAGAUUAAUUAAACGUUAAUGGCAACAACUACUAUGGCCGUUGGAGCCAACAUUUUGAGAGGCGGCGCUGGCAGCGUUCGUAUCCAGCUCCUCCUUUCCUCCUUCUCUUCCGCCAAAUUUUCAAAUCCAUCCCUUUCCUUUUCGCGCUCAUCGCUAAAACUUACCACCAUCCUCCAAACUCCACGAUUCUUUCACUUUCACUGCCAUCAUCCUAACAUUAACACCAAUCUCUCCCUCUCAUUUUGCACUUCUCCUGCUACCACCCCAGACACCGCCGCCGCCUCCACCACUUCGUCAUUCUCAGAUAAGGAUAAGGAUAAGGAUAAGGAUAACAAUGUUAACAUAAAGGAUGCAGCCAACAUGCUCGACAUAAGGGUUGGGCGAAUCAUCAAAGCUUGGAGACACGAGGAGGCGGAUUCGCUUUACGUGGAAGAAGUGGACGUGGGUGAGGCUGAGCCCAGAAUUAUAUGCAGUGGUCUCGUUAAGUACAUCCCCGUUGAUUUCUUGCAGGAUAGAAAAGUAAUUGUGCUUGCUAAUUUGAAGCCCAGAAAUAUGCGAGGUGUGAAGUCUAAUGGAAUGCUUUUGGCUGCUUCUGAUGCCGCUCAUGAGAAUGUUGAGCUGCUUGAACCUCCUGAGGGUUCACUCCCUGGAGAAAGAAUAUGGUUUGGUUCUGAAGAAGAUAAAGAAAAUCAAUCUGCUCCGGCCACGCCUAACCAGAUUCAGAAGAAAAAGAUUUGGGAAUUGGUUCAGCCUCAUCUUAAGACGGAUGAUUCCUGUAUUGCUAUGCUUGGAGAGCAAUUAAUGCAGACUUCUGCAGGUGCAGUGAUGAGCAGAUCUCUGAAGAAUGCAAAAAUCAGCUGAUCAGCCUUUGACCUUCAUGUUACUUACUCCUGCACUGGUUUUUGGUACCCAUAAAUCCUAGAUGUCAUAUGAUUUUCUUUUUUCAGGUUUAACUGGAGAGGAAAGUGAAUGUAGUAUUAAUCAUUCAAAUCUUCAACAAUGAGAAGCAUUUUGUCAGCUAUUUUACAUUGUCAUCAUCAUGCAUGAUUGUGUUGCAUUAUCUUUGUUAUGAUUACUGAGAGUUUAAUAAGAAAAUGUGGUUUUGGGUCCUUGAAGUG
This is a messenger RNA of Pistacia vera, 1201 nucleotides long. Its product is annotated as tyrosine--tRNA ligase, cytoplasmic. NCBI's taxonomy places the organism in Eukaryota, Viridiplantae, Streptophyta, Magnoliopsida, Sapindales, Anacardiaceae. The record is from RefSeq and is a predicted model, not a curated record. Gene Ontology annotation, molecular function: tRNA binding. The transcript has 2 exons. Bases 102 to 944 code for a protein of 280 amino acids.